Fragaria vesca subsp. vesca is the source of this 1581-nucleotide messenger RNA. RefSeq lists its product as uncharacterized. Lineage: Eukaryota; Viridiplantae; Streptophyta; Magnoliopsida; Rosales; Rosaceae. Gene Ontology annotation, molecular function: protein binding. The record is from RefSeq and is a predicted model, not a curated record. The transcript has a single exon. Bases 78 to 1481 code for a protein of 467 amino acids.
CACAGAACCACACUUGACCAACCUCUCUCUCUCUCUCUCAAACCCUCGUCUUCUUCCUCAGAUAAGCUCAGAGCACCAUGGAGAACAGCUACUCCUACAGCUCCUACCCCGACUCCGGCGACUCCUCGCCGCGCUCACGUGAGAUCGACUUCGAGAACCCUCCGCCGUGGGAGGACCAGCAGAACCAGAACUACAAGGUCAAGCUCAUGUGCAGCUACGGCGGCAAGAUCCUCCCCCGCCCCCACGACAACCAGCUCUGCUACACCGGCGGCGAGACCAAGAUCCUCGCCGUCGACCGCUCCAUCAAGUUCCCCGCCCUCCUCUCCCGCCUCUCCUCCCUCUCCGACUCCGACGUCUCCUUCAAGUACCAGCUCCCCGGCGAAGACCUCGACGCCUUGAUCUCCGUCACCAACGACGACGACCUCGACCACAUGAUGCACGAGUACGACCGCCUCUACCGCGCCUCCGCCAGGCCCGCCAGGAUGAGGCUCUUUCUCUUCCCCAACAUCAACCACAGCGACAGCUUCGGCUCUGACAGGUCCGAUAGGGAUCGCUUCGUCGACGCUUUGAACUCGGGUCCCGCUCCCCCGCCCGACCCGAUUCCCAAGCCUCCCGUCGUCGACUUCAUCCCCGCUUGGCCCAAGGGCGGCGUUCCUGCUGUCACCUCACCUCCUCCGCCGGCCCCGCCUACGGUUUUGCCCCCGCCGGAGUUUCAACUCAGAUCAGCGCUGGGAGACCGGGUCGUCGGGUCGGAUCCGGUGGAGUUCCAGAGGCAACUGCAGGACUUGCAGAGGCUACAAAUUGGAGAUCAACCUGAUCAUCAGUACCGAAGAAAGAGCGACGACAGCCUCGUCGGAGGACGAGGAGGCUACGCUGCCGCCGGUGAUUUCUACAACAUGCAGAAGGUGCCGGAAAAGCUUCCUCCUGUGACGGUGCCUCCGCAGAUCCCGGCUCCGGCUGGUUACUGGCCUGAGAAGCAUGUAUCGAGCGUCGGGUUCCCGGGGACGGUUACUGGAGCGCUACCCGAACAGCAGCAGCAGCCUAUGUACAUGAUCAGCGCGGGAGGAGGAGGCGGUGUGUAUCACGCGCCGCCGAUGGUGCGAUCGGUCACCGGCCCAACCAAUCAAGGGUACUACCAAAUGCAGCAGCAGCAGCAGAGAAUGCCCUCGGACGUUUACCGGGAUCAGCCGGUCUACGGUGCAAUACCGCAGCCACAGCAACAGAUCAGUAAUCUACCGCCACAACCGCCGAAGUACGCGGCGACGUACGCGGAAACGACGCCGUAUACUCAGGUGGCGUACGAUAGCGUAACUGGGAGGCAAGUGUACUAUACUGCGCAGGGUGGAGGGGUUGUGCCGCCGCAGCAGCAGGCGUACUCAGCAGUGGGGACCGCGGCUGUUAGCGGCGAAAUGAGAGUGGCUGGCGGGUUGAGCCAGGAGAGUAAGGUGGUGGGUUCAAAAGUUCCCCAAACUUCCAUGUGAUUUUCAAUCUUAUUAUGUAUUUGUUAUGAAGAUUAAUAUGUAUUUGUUAAGAAAAUAUAUUACUAAAUAUGAGGGAAAAAAAUUACAGUAUUACCUUCUG